AUGGCACCGGACUCGGGCCUCGCACCCGAAGCGCCCCUCUUAACGCUGUUACCGGUAGAUGCGAGGGACCGGGGCACCCAGCGCUGCCGCCUGGGCCCGGCCGCCCUCCGCACCUUGGGCGCGCACCUGGGCUCAGCGGUGAGGAUCUCGCUGCCGGAUGGCGGCUCCUGCCUCUGCACGGCCUGGCCGCGACCGAAUGGGGCGGACGGCUUCGUGCAGUUCGACCCGCAGUGCGCGAGUCCCGGGGCGGCGGUGGAGACGCUGGGGUCUCGGAGGAGCCUCAGCCUCAGCAGCCUCCACCCGGUGCCCUGUCCCCCGCUCCGGCGCCUGGUCGUGUGGCCGGUGUUUCGCGAAGGGGCGGGCGCGCCGGCGACCCCGAGUCCGGCCGUGGCGCUGGAGGCCGCGCAGGAGCUGCUGAGGAACCGGCCUGUCGCCCGGGGACACGUUCUGGCCGCUCCUCCCGGCGCCCCAGGCCCCGUGGCGGCCCUGCACAUCGUCGGCGGGACGCCCGAUCCGCAUCUGGCCGGGCUGGUCACCCCUAAAACUUGCAUCGUCCUCAGCCGGGAUCCUCCGUCGCAAGCUGAGCGCCCACCCGAGGUGUCCCUGGGCGGCCUUUCCGAGGUGGCCGACUCGCUGCGUGAGCUGCUCUGCCUUCCACUGCGCUACCCCCGCGCCCUGGCAGCGCUGGGUCUAGCGGUACCCCGUGGGGUGCUCCUGGUGGGACCCGCCGGAGUGGGAAAGACCCAGCUGGUGGGAUCGGUGGCCCGGGAGGUGGGUGCCCAGAUGCUGGCAGUGAGCGCCCCCGCGCUGCAGGGCUCCCGGCCUGGGGAGACCGAGGAGAACGUGCGGCGGGUCUUCCAGCGUGCUCAGAAGCUGGCCAGCCGCGGGCCCAGCCUCCUCUUCCUGGACGAGGUGGACGCCUUGUGUCCUCGGCGAGGAGGCCCUCACCAAGCCCCCGAGAGCCGCGUGGUGGCCCAAGUGCUGACCCUGUUGGACGGCAUCAGCGGGGACCGCGAGGUGGUCGUUGUGGGAGCCACCAACAGGCCAGACGCGUUAGACCCUGCGCUGCGCAGGCCCGGGAGAUUCGACCUAGAGGUUGUCAUUGGGACUCCUACGCUUAAACAAAGAAAGGACAUUCUGCAAGUGAUCAUCUCAAAGAUGGCUGUCUCCAGUCACAUAGAUUUGGGUCUCCUAGCAGAAAUGACUGUGGGCUAUGUUGGGGCUGACUUGCGGGCACUCUGUAGUGAGGCAGCCAUGCAUGCGCUCUUUCAUAGCGAGAAGAACCAAGACCAUCUUAUGAUUGAUGAAGCAGAUUUUCUUGAAGCUUUUAAAAUGAUUCAGCCUUCUUCAUAUCGAAGUGUCAUUGGACUAACAGACAUAAAGCCUGUUAGCUGGGAGCAGAUUGGUGGCCUUGAAGAUGUGAAAUUGAAGUUAAAACAGAGUGUCGAGUGGCCGCUGAAAUUCCCUCAGGAAUUUGUUAGGAUGGGCCUGACACCGCCAAAGGGCAUUCUCCUCUAUGGUCCUCCUGGAUGUGCUAAAACCACCUUGGUGAGGGCCUUGGCCACAAGCUGCCAUUGCUCUUUUGUUUCCGUGAGUGGAGCUGAUCUCUUUUCACCCUUUGUUGGAGAAUCAGAAAGAGUUUUGUCUCAGGUGUUUCGACAAGCAAGAGCAAAUACUCCAGCCAUUGUGUUUUUGGAUGAGAUUGACUCCAUUUUGGGGUCUCGCUCAGUCAGCAAUUCAGAAUGUGAUGUUCAAGAUCGAGUGCUUUCUGUUCUUCUGAAUGAAUUAGAUGGAGUGGGAAUUAAGACAAUAGAGAGAAGAGGAAGUAAAUCAAAUCAGCAGGAUUUUCAAGAAGUUUUUAAUUGUAAUGUCAUGAUUGUUGCGGCAACAAAUCGGCCUGAUGUGUUAGAUGAUGCCUUAUUAAGACCUGGAAGAUUAGAUAAGAUCAUCUAUAUUCCCCCUCCAGACCAAAAGAGUAGGCUUUCUAUCUUAAAAAUCUGUACAAAAGCCAUGCCACUCGGGCCUGAUAUUUCCUUAGAAAACCUGGCAGCAGAGACCUGUUUCUUCUCGGGAGCUGAUCUUAGAAACCUCUGCAGAGAAGCAGCCUUGCUGGCUCUGCAAGAAAAUGGACUGGAAGCAACCACAGUGAAGCAAGAACACUUUCUAAAGUCGUUCAAGUCUGUCAAACCGUCCUUGAGUCAGGAGGACUUGACUUUAUAUGAAAACUUAUUUAAGAAAGAAGGAUUUUCUAACUUGGAUGAUAGUUAAAAUUAUAUCUUAUUUGCUUCUUCAAAUUUAACAUGUAAACUUCUAUCAUUUGCAACUUUUAGAGUUCAUAUGUAAACUUUCUGUAAAUAAAAAAAGGAAAGAAACCUCUA
Messenger RNA from Dipodomys spectabilis (banner-tailed kangaroo rat), 2378 nucleotides. RefSeq names its product spermatogenesis associated 5 like 1 (gene Afg2b). NCBI's taxonomy places the organism in Eukaryota, Metazoa, Chordata, Mammalia, Rodentia, Heteromyidae. Gene Ontology annotation, molecular function: ATP hydrolysis activity; ATP binding. The record is from RefSeq and is a predicted model, not a curated record.